GUCCUCUCGUCUGUUGCAGGACGUCUACUUAUCUACACGAGCAAGCGGUUGUCCGCAGCAGCUGCUCAGCGACCCGCGCUGCCGUCCUGAUAAUGAUAGCACGUAAGCAAAGACAUAUAUCAUACUGAGCAGGUGUAUGCAAAGCAUAUAACAGACGCUGAAGCAACUGUUGGUCAGAAUGGCGGGAUAAUUUACUGGUAGACCUUAGCUGUAAAGGCGCCAAAGAUGCAGGCAUUAUCACCGUCACUGAUGGCUUCCACCAGCGACGUGCUGAUGGCGGCCGCGUCUACCUGGAUGGGCUACCUGACGCGAGUUGCGGCAGCGGCCCAGCAGGCGCCUGCGAUCUUUGAGCCUGCUGUCGCCGCCGACGGCGAUGCGCCUGCUGCUGCUAGCGGGCCGCGGCAAGGCGCGGGUGUGUGCGGCACCGUGCCGCUGCCCACCCAACCCGAGGUGGCCGCGCUGGUGUCGUGCGGGCUGGGCCCCGCGCUCGUGGCCACCGUGCGACAGCAGCUUCAGGUUAUCCUGGAGGGCCGGGCUGUUCCGGCCUUCUGGGCUGCCAUGGGCCGCUGCCGGGCCGCAGCCGCCGCGGGCGACGACGCCGCUCUGGAGCAGCACCUGCUAGCGGGACUGCAGGGCCUGUGCGCGGUGGUGGACGACCACUGCGACUGCCUGCAGCGGCUGGCGGCGGCGGUCACUGCGGCGCUGCUGCCGGCGGACGCGGCGGCGGACGCGGCGGCGGAGGCGGCGGCGGAGGAGGAGGGGGCGGCGGCGGCGGCGGAGGGGGCGGCGGCGGCGGCGCAGCAGGCGGGAGACGCCACACACAGCAGCACCGCAACGCCCGCCCCCGCGCCCGCGGCCGCGCCCGCGCCGGCGCUGCAGCUGCAGCUGCAGCUGCCUCCCGAGCAGCGGGCUGCGGCGCUGGCGCUGGUGCCUGUGGUGGUGCGUCUGGGCGAGGCCUACCGCGCCGGUCUGUCGGCAGUGCUCAUGGCCACUGCGGACGUCAGCGUGGCGGAGCUGCUGCUGCUGUACUUCAGCUCCAAGCUGACUCAGCUCGCGGACACCCUGGCUCCCCUGGAGCAGCUGCUGGAGGCGGCGGAGGCAGACGCGGCGGCGGCGGGUGGCGGCGGGCUGGGCGGCGGGCUGGGCGGCGGCAGCAGCAGCGGUGUGCUGCUGGCAGCGAUGGACAGCCAGGGCGGCGCGGCGGCGGCGGCGGCGCUUGGGGUGCUGGGGCUGGGAGGAGCAGGUGGAGGAGGAGGCGGCGGAGGAGGUGGUGGCGGCGCGCGUGUCAGUGAUGGGGGCGGAGGGGGCGGCGUGGGCUCGGCGGCUGUCGAGGGCGUCGCCAUGCUGAUGGGCGUGGCGGUGGGAGGCGGCGACGAGAACACGCCUCCUCCCAGCGCCUAUCUCCUGCAUCAGCAGCAGCAGCAGCAGCAGCAAACCGCCGCCGCCGCCGGCCACCACCACGGCGGCUACAGCCAGCUGCUGCUACAGCCUUCGGCGGUGGCUGCAGCCAUGGGGCGGGACUGGGUGGCGGCGCUGGCAGGCGUGUGUGGCUGCCUGUCGCGCCUCAGCCUGGGCCCUGCGGGCGAGGAGGCGGUGGUGGCGGCGGUGUCGCGGCACGUGGAGGCGCUGCUGCGGCGGCUGGCGCUGGGCGUGUUUGACCGGGAGGUGCUUCCCGCCGCCAGCCGCGCCGCCGGCCGCAUCCCACUGGAGUUCCUGCGCUUGGUCAUCGCCGGAGACCCCGGUAGUCAUGGUGGUAGUGGCGGCGGCGGUUACGGUUACGGCAAAGACGGCGGCGGCGGCGGCGAUGGGACGCCCAGACAUGUACAGCACACGCACCAUCAGCAGCAUCAGCAUCAGCACGUGAACACAACAGCCACUGGCGUGACGUCCAGCACCGCCGCCGCCGCCACCACCACUGGUUACAACGGCGGCGGCGGUUAUAACGCCGGUUAUAACGGCGGCGAUUACUGCGGCCUUGCGGAGCCCGGCACGGAGGCCCGCACGCUGUCGGAGUGGCGUCUGCGGUUGUCGUACCUGGUGUUUGAGACGUUGGGGCGGCUGCGUGUGUCCCAGAUGUUUGACAUCGUGGUGGACUACCCGGACUCGCUGCCCGCUGUACGAGACCUGGCAGCCUGCCUGCGGCACACCAACCUGCAGUCGCUGUUCGUGUGCGCCUUCAAGCGCGCGCUGCAGCAGCGGCUGCUGCACGCCGGCGCCUCCGCCACCGGCAUCAUCCACCAAUACGUGGCCACCAUCAAGACCAUGCGGGAGAUCGACCCCUCGGGCGCGCUGCUACAGGCGGUGGCUCAGCCCAUCCGCGAGUACCUGCGUGGCCGGGCCGACACCAUCAAGUGUCUGGUGGGCAUGGUCACACAGGACGGCGGCGGCCCUCAGGGCGAGUCGCUGCUGGAGGAGCUGCAGGCGGCGGCGGCGGCGGGCGGCGGCUCGGCGGCGCCCAUGGACGUAGACACGGCGGCGGAGGACGCCGACGAGCGCGUGUUGCGUGUCGCCACCGCCACCGCCGCAGCCGGGUUCCCGGGGGUGGCCGCGGGCAACCCCGGCGCGGCGCCGGGGGCGGGCGCGGGCGCGGGCGGCGGCGGCGGCGCUGGGGCGGGCGCGGGGGCGGGCGGCGGCCUCGGCGGCAGCUCGGCAGCGGAUGUGGUCGGCAUGUUAACGGGCGUGUUUGGAAGCCCCGAGGUGUUCAUCAACGAGUACCGCAACCUGCUGUGCGGGCAGCUCAUGUACCGCAGCGACUACGACACGGCCCGGGAGGUGCGCACGCUGGAGCUGCUGAAGAUGCGGUUCGGUGAGAACGCCAUGCACGCCUGCGAGGUGAUGCUCAAGGACGUGGGCGACAGCAAACGCAUCAACGCACGCGUGCACGCCAUGUCCAAAUCAGAGGCCCAACCGCCCACACCCCUCUCGCCAACCAGCGCCGCCGCCGCUGCCGUACGGUCCAUGGCUGCAGCUGGCGGCGGUGGCGGCGGCGGCGGCGGCGUGGCGGCGGCGGGCGCACCGGCGGCGGCGGCGGCGGCGCCGCCAGCCGCCAUGCACACGCCCGGCACCGCCGCCGGCGUGAAUCGCGCGAGUGGCGCCGGCGCCCACCAGGGAUCAAACAACAACAACAACAACAACAACAACAACAACAACAACAACAACAACAACAACAACAACAACAACAACAACAAUAGCAACAAUAACAAUAAUGGCAACAGCAAUAACAGCCAUGCGAUGCCGCAGCUGCCGCCACGCGGCACACCGCCCACCGGCCGUGCCGCGCGCUCCUCCCAGCCCCGCACCUCGGCUGCCGCCGGCACCACGCCGCCGCAGGUGCAGACGCGCUCCGCCGCCGCCGCGGCCGCCGCCGCCGCCCACAACCAGCAGCAGCAAGUCGUGGCGGCGGCAGCGGCGGCCGCUGCUGCCGCCGCCGCGGCGGGCACGGGGCUCCCCGUGGCGCGCAUUGCUGCGCCUGCGCCGGUGCCGGCCCACCAAGUCGGGGCGACGCAGCAGCAGCAGCAGCAGCAGCAGCAGCAGCAGCAGAGCGUGGGGAGUGCAACGCACUCGCAGGCGGCGGCGCAGCCGCCGGGCAGCGCCCGGCCGGGCGGCCCCAACUCCCCGGGUCCGGAGUUUGACCUGCUAUCGGUGAUGGUGCUGUCGUACCUGUUUUGGCCGCGGCAGGAGGACAGGGACAAGGGCCAGCCCGACGACCCCGCAGUCGCCCUCAAGCUGCCGGAAGAGGUGUGUGCCGCCAUGGCCGAGUACGGGCGGCGCUACCACCACCUCAAGACGCCGCGGCGGCUGCGCUGGCGGCCGCACCUGGGGGCGGUGGACCUGGACGUGUCGGCGGGCGGGGUGACUGCCAGCUUUCGUGUGUCGCCGCUCAUGGCCACACUGCUGCUGGCGUUCAGGGACAGGGAGGGCUGGAUGGCCGGCGAGCUGGCGGCGGAGGUGGGUCUGCCGGCGCCCCUGGUGCGGCGCAAGAUGUUGUUCUGGGUCAACCACGGCGUCAUCCUGGAGGGACGACUGGGCGGCGGCAGUGGCGGCAGUGGCGGCGGCGCCAGCCGGGGCGCGUCGGGCGGCGGCGGCGGCGGCGCGGCGUCAAGUGGUGGCGGCGGCGGCGCAACAGCGGCGGCGGCGGCGGCCGGCGACUUGUUGUACCGGCGGGCGGAGGCGCUGCCGGCAGAGCUGCAGGGCGCCGUCCUCAGCGACUGCGGCGCGGAGGACGAGGCGCCCGCGCAGCUGCCCAGCGCCGCGGACCGAGCGGUGGAGGAGGUGGGGCCCUUCGAGAACUACAUCAAGGGCAUGCUGCAGAACUACGGCGGCUUGCCUCUGGAGCGGCUCAACCACAUGCUGCGCCUGUUCGUGGUCAGCACGCCCCGGUACGACAAGACGCCCGAGCAGCUGCAGGCGUUCCUGCAAGUGCUCAUUGCGCGGGAGGUGGUGGUGCUGGAGAGCAACGGCGUGUACAAGUUGGCGGGCGCGGCGGCGCAGCGGGGCGGGCGGUAGCGCUAAUAGCAGUUGUGGUGGCGAAGGCUAAAGGCGGGGGCAAUGUUGGGCAAGGCCGGCGCACGGCUAGGACGAGCGCGGGACAGGCGGGGUGUUUGUUGCUCACGGUUGUUCUUGCUGGGUCGCGACUGCAAAGCGCUCUUUGCUGUGGGCGGGUCUGGGCAAGGUUGUCGAAGUGGGUGGAGAUAUGUGGCAGCAUUGAGGCAGAAGGGCGCUUGGGCAAGAGUGGUGCAUGGCGUGAUGUGGCUUAGGUUGCUUCGGGGUCGGAGGAGACAAGGGCGUGGGGAAGCGGAUUGCAUUGGCAUUCUGACCCCUUUAACUCACAUGCGAUA
Molecule: messenger RNA, 4838 nt
Organism: Chlamydomonas reinhardtii
Lineage: Eukaryota; Viridiplantae; Chlorophyta; Chlorophyceae; Chlamydomonadales; Chlamydomonadaceae
Exons: 23
Coding region: 226-4506 (1426 amino acids)
Biological process (GO): ubiquitin-dependent protein catabolic process
Cellular component (GO): anaphase-promoting complex
Molecular function (GO): ubiquitin protein ligase binding
Source: RefSeq, a predicted model, not a curated record